Messenger RNA from Oryzias melastigma (Indian medaka), 6550 nucleotides. RefSeq names its product protein FAM83G. NCBI's taxonomy places the organism in Eukaryota, Metazoa, Chordata, Actinopteri, Beloniformes, Adrianichthyidae. The transcript has 5 exons. Bases 121 to 4311 code for a protein of 1396 amino acids. The record is from RefSeq and is a predicted model, not a curated record.
UUGGACUAUAUGUGGAUGAAGAUGACAGAAAUUUGGGACCUAAUUGACUCUAAAAUGGAGCACGCGGGAAGUAGGCUAUACAUUUAAAACGAGUUAUCUGCUGUUCCUUUGAGGCUCGUCAUGGCUCUCUCCCAGAUCCAGUGUCUGGAUGAUAACCACGUGAACCUGCGCACGAGCGAGUCCAAGCCGGAGUUCUUAUACUGCGAGGACCAACGCCUCGCGCUCGAGGCUCUCCUUCAGAAUGGCCGCGAGGCGUUCUUCAAGUACCUGGACUCGCGCGGGGUACGGGGUUUCCUCUCGGACCCGGAGCUGGCCGCUCUCAUCGGGGAGGCGGAACCCUUUGACCCGGGUUCGGAGCUGGUCCAGGGGAGCGUGGAGGACGAGCCGGUACCGCUGUCCCUGCACUACUGGCCAGAACUUUCGGACACCUCCGUCCCGCAGAUGGACCUGGGCUGGCCCAGCUGCGACUCGUACCGCGGGGUGACACGCACGUCUGUGUACACGCAGCCGCCGCUGGAAGGGCAGGCGCACAUCAAAGAGGUCGUCCGAAAAAUGAUUGCGCAGGCCCAGAAGGUCAUAGCUGUGGUGAUGGAUAUCUUCACUGAUGUGGACAUCUUCAGAGAUCUGUUGGACGCUGGCUUUAAAAGGAAGGUGUCUGUUUACAUCCUGCUGGAGCGUACUGCGCUGCCUCAUUUCCUGUCCAUGUGCCAGAGGGCUGGCAUGCACGCCGGACAUCUCAAAAAUCUACGGGUGCGCUGCUCCCAGGGUGCGGAGUUCUUCAGUCGCCACUGCAAGAAGGUCAGAGGGCGAAUGGGGCACAGAUUCAUGUUCAUCGAUGGGGACAAAGCAGUGUCGGGAUCAUACAGUUUCACCUGGAUGUCUUCCCGGCUGGACAGAAAUCUCAUCACUAUGAUUACGGGUCAGGCAGUGGAAGGCUUCGACAAACUCUUUCGCUGUCUGUACGUAAACUCCAGUUCUGUUGACCUCCGACAAGUGGCCACAGAGCCGGAACCUGAACCAGACCUCCGGCCCUACCUCGCCCCUGUGGUAACCCCUUCUGCCGCAGUUCUCAGAAAGAUGCACAACCCUAAAUAUGCCCUGGUUGCUUUGACAAACCCCAGCGUCACUGCUUCUGCUGGCGACGAUAGUCCUAAAGUGGCAGAGAUCUCAGAAAACAACAAGAAGAAGAGGCAAAAGGAGAAGGCCACACCAGAUCCUCCUGCACUUCACCCUGGACUAAUACAUUUGGAGAAGGCCAGUUUAAUAUCGUACUUGCCCAUCUGGCCAGAGCCAGACCCAACAAGUGAUAUAAUAGGGUUUAUUAAUAUUCGUGAUACCAACAAACCCCUACAAGUCCAUUUACAGCGCUCAGAGAUGUUUGAAACCAGUCAAGCAAUUAGGUUUAGUAGUCCACUCAGCAAACCUGAGGAGAACUUAGCUGAGACCCCGAUCGCCAGACAGCUUAGCUGUAAACAAGACAAGAUAAAUAUAGCAGAAGAGCAAGCACACAAACAUGAGGAGCUGGUGGUGGACAAGGCCCAAGCAGAACCGCACAAUGAUCCAGGUGGACUUAAAAGUAGAGACAAUGUGUUUGAGCAUGACAAAGGUCAAAGUGAGACUUCCAAAACUGAAAAUAAAGUUCUUUCAAACACAAAUUUAGGCCCUAAAAAACAGUAUGUCAGUGUUCUCACAAUCCAACAAUCCAACAAAGAAUCAUUGAUGCCUAACAGGGAGAGACCUUUACACAAAGCACAUCCUAUUUUGGCAAAUAAACUGAAUUCCACCUCAAUUUCAGAUGUAGACAUGAAGGAAGAAGACAAAUCUUUAACAAACCUAAAUGCACAAAGUGCUGCUUUGUGCACAGCACCCACUGUGGUGUCAAACAGUGGGCAACGGUCUCCACUGCCUGACUCAAACGCAGCGAAGGACACUUUGGAAAGUGCUUUGCAGUCACAGGUACAAGCUGUUAACAUGCAGCUCGAAGUCUCAUCUGAAAUAACUCCUAACCCUCAGACUACCAAUGUUGAAAAUCCCAUUUUCACAUCCUCUGCUUCUAACAUACAGCCAAAGACCUCCACCUCUGUUUCCAAAAAUAGCUCUGUGGCCAUUACAACUCUGCACUCAAGCCCAGCUUCUAGUCUUCACACUAAUGUUUCUUCAACCACCUCCACCUCUUCACUCUCUAAUAUCACCAGUAUAAAGCAAAAUACUCCAGCUUCUACAUUUUCCCCUUCUACGCCUUCAUUUUUAGCAUCAAAUCCUUCCAUCCCAAAUCGCCACAGUGUUGAGUUGAUUAUCAAAGACACCAUCAACAAUGGCCAGACGGAGAUCUAUGUCAGAAAGCCAGGGUCUAGUUUAGACCUUCAAACCCUUCACAAUGAGUCUGCUGUAGAAAAAAGGCAGCAAAAAUCUCAGAUAAAGACAACAGAAAUUGUCCUGGAACAACUGAAUAACAUUUCAGACAAAUCAGUAGACAGUAAGAGGACAAACAACCCCCAAAAUGAUCAGUACUUAACUAAACUUCCAACACAAUCAGAUUGUUUGGUUACUGGUGCAGAAAACAUAGCCAGAAGUCAAGAAUCUAUUCCAAACGACUCUAAAACAAGAACAGGGACAAAGACUUUAACGCUCAUGUAUACAGACGCCAAGACAUCAGAAGUAAACCUGAAAAGCUGCAAAUCUGCAGACGAUGUGACAGAGUGUCAUCCUUAUUUAGCAAAAUCCCACGAACUUCAUAGAGUAUCAUGUAGUGUUUGGACUUCAAAGGACAAUUGUGAGUCACAAGAUGUUGACAUCCUAAAAGCAGGAAUGAAAAGCAGCCCAACUACUUCUAAAAAUAGUCAUUUUGAAAGAACACAAAAGUUUGUGACAGACACAUUGGGGCUACAGGAGGGAGUACGGUCAGCAUCUGCAUACUCUAAUGACCGCAGGGCAAAAGAUGCAAAGGCUAACACUUGCCAAACACAAGAAAACACACAUAAUCCUAGACAAUCUGUCCAGUUUUCCGAUGCUCAUCAACCAGACUUGCAUGAAGAAGAGUUCCAGUUUGUCACAACAGUUGUACGAACCCCCAAUGCUUUACCCCUACGGUCCUUCACCCCUGAAGAAAACAACGAACAUGUCUCAACCAGAAGGGAUUCUACCCACUCUGCCACCUCUGAAGAGUAUUACGAAUGCACUAGCUCUCCAUUGCACGACCCUGUAGACCAAAGCAUUCCUGACGUUCACGAGAGAAAGGACUCUACCGGUGUGUCGGAUGCUACGUCCAACAUCUCCUCUCCUUCAUUCCUUAGUCAUGGUCUUUGUUUAUCUCCAUCAAACACUGAUAACCUGAGCAAAGGACAAAUAAAUGAAAGAAAGGACACAGUCAAAGAAGUGAAGACGGAUGUUAAAGAGAUGAAACCAGACAGUGAGGAGCCUAAACAAACGAUCCAAUCCGAUCUGUCUGAACUAACAGUCAAAGACUCUGAAUUCAAAGCUCCCACAGAAACUCAUCUACCAAGCCAAACUGUAUCUGAUAGUCUGAUUGGUGGAGACAGGGUUGAAGGGGAACCAAUCAGACAGGAAUCAGCGCUUAAGAAGUUACCGACAGUUGAUCUGAAACUUGAGAUGAUUUCCACAGAGGGCAGGAGACCAAGGAAAGCCUCCCCAGCGAGGGGGAAAGGAUUAAGAACCAGCAGCACAGAGAGAGCAGGGACUCAGCCGUCCACAGAAGCUGAUCGGCAGAAGCUUUGGCAUUCUCCCCCGAAAGCUCAGAGGCCUCAGCAGCCGAACAGAGGACCCUCCCCGUCCUCCCAACAACGAAGGACUCCACCCCUCACUGCCUCCCAGCUUUUAGGAGCUCGUUCGUCCAAAAGUUUGAACCAGACAGAAACCAGUGUCCAAAUCACAGACAGAUCUCCUCGCCGAGCACAAUCCAGAUCCCCUUCUCCAGGACCCGGGAGAGAUCCCGUUGGAUCAGGCAGUCGGAGGCUGAGUCAGCACAGCCUCUCCAUGCAACAGCCUCCAGCAGCUCAGACCAGAGGAAGAGUUGCCCAACCACAGAGCCACACCCCCUACCCCAAACCCAGGACCUCCUUCCUCCACACCUACUCUAGACUGCAGACGCAGGUUCAUUCCCAGUCGCAGAAACAUCUGGCUUCUUCUGCACAGAAAAACCUGGAGCAGGAAGGAGGAACUAGACCACCCGACGGGGCUUUCAGUCAACUUGACAGCCUGAAGGACCUGAAGGAUAAAAUGAUCAAGCUGUCGGCACAGAGCAAGAGGAGCAGCGCCAGCUCCCCGGUAAAGACACGUGGGGGCUCAAGUUAGUGAGGGUCCAUGCCCCAUCCUGCCAUCAAAGGUUCCAUCAAUCAUUUUAAUGGAUGAACAAACAAACAAACCUAAAAGUUUUUGUAAUUACAACAAUAAAUCUCCAGUAACAUUUGAAUCUAGCAAAGGAAAGUUGUUUCCUGGUUUAUUUACUUUUUGUCAACAAAUUUUAAGCUUUCCUGUCACUUCUGUUUCAGUUAUUUUAUUUUUGUUUUCUAUGUUAACUUCUAAUGCUUCACUUCUUUCCUUUGUGGGAUCAAUACAGUUUUUUUCUUUGUAAUUCUAUUCUUAAUAAUAGGCCUCGUCACUGUAUCUCUGUGCAUUCAAAAUCCCAUCAAAAAAUUGCUCCUGUGUUGUUCGUCCUAAACAUACACCUGCCCAAACCAUAAUCCCCCCACCACCAUUGGCUACAAUCAAAAACAGUAUCAACUGUAUGCCAAGAAGAUGUGGUUUACUGCAUGAGGCAAAUGAUGGUCACACCAGAUACUAACCUCUGUCCUGAGUCUUCAGACUCCCCCCAAUUCAACAAAACAACAUGUUUCCAAGUGGCCUUUUAUUGUGGCCAGUCUAAAGCACACCUGUGCAAUAAUCCUGCUAGAUUCUCAGCAUAUUGACAUGGCACUCCUAUGCAAAACUAAUGCUGACUACUCAGCUUUUAUAUAUGGCAUACUUAUACAAUAAUAAUGCUGACCACUCAGCAUCUUAAUAUGGCACUCCUGUACAAUAAACAUACUGACUACUCACCAUCUAAAAAUGGCACACCUGUGCAAUAAUCAUGCUGACCACUCACCAUCUAAAAUGGCAUACCUGUGCAAUAAUCAUGCUGACCACUCAGCAACUUAAUAUGGCACACCUGUGCAAUAAUCUUACUGACUACUCACCAUCUAAAAAUGGCACACCUGUGCAAUAAUCAUGCUGACCACUGAGCAACCUAAUAUGGCACAUCUGUGCAAAAAUCAUACUGACUACUCACCAUCUAAAAAUGGCACACCUGUGCAAUAAUCAUGCUGACUACUCACCAUCUAAAAAUGGCACACCUGUGCAAUAAUCAUGCUGACCACUCAGCAACCUAAUAUGGCACACCUGUGCAAUAAUCAUACUGACUACUCACCAUCUAAAAAUGGUACAUCUGUGCAAUAAUAAUGCCGACUACUCAACUUUUAUACAUGGCACACAUACGCAACGAUAAUGCUGACCACUCAGCAUCUUGGCAUGGCACACCUGUGCUAUUAUCAAGCUGACUAAUCACCGUCUUGAUAUCACACACCGGUUCAAUAAUAAUGCAGACCCCUCAGCUUUUUUACAUGGCACACCUGUGCAAUAUUAAUACUUGUCAGGGAGACAAGACAUGGUGGCAGAAACUCAAAGAUGUACUUAAUAAACUCAAACUGACAAAACCAGGAGAAAACAAACCAAUGAUAGAGCAGAGUAGAUGACCUGACAAUGAGAACUGAAAACCAGACACUUAAAUACACAGAGGUUGAUUAACUAAAUGAAAACAGCUGUGGAUGAUUAACCUGAACAUUGUGAGAAUAACGGGGAAAACAGAACAUGACAAACCCAAAGCACUGGAUCAUGAUAAUACUGACUACUUGACAUCUUGAGAUGGCACACCUGUGCAAUAAUCAUGCUGACUACUUAGCAUUUUUAUAUGGCACACCUGUGAUGUGAGAUUAUUCCUUCAAAAGUGCUUACAAUCACAGUUUUAAACAGAUAUGUGAACAAUAUUUGAGAAAAAUGAUUAUUUUGUGUUUGUAGAAAAUGUUUCAGAUAUUUGAGUUCAUCUUAUGACAAAUUGGGGCAAAGACAAAAGUGUUGUUUACAUUCAUGCUCUUGCACUCUUUACCUGGAUUCACCUAAAGGACAAUUUUAUUGUCCUAAAGUGGGAUUUUAUGGAGCUAAAUGUUGGAUUAAGAAAUAAUAUUGAGUAUUAAAUUGUUAAGAAAAGUUCAUCCCUUGGCUACUUAUGUUUUUUUUUUUAUCUGUAACUUGAAAAAUGAAAAACUUCCAAACUCAGCAGUGUUUGGUUGAUUAUUUCAGACCCCUUUUACCCUGAUGAGAAUAUUUCAUGGUGAUGAUUCAGGUAUGAUUUAUUGGAAAGCAAAUUAUCUAAAUGUUUUAGUCCUAAAGGAAAAAUCAUAUAAAGUAUCAAAGCAACAGGGAGGAGUCAAGGAUGAAAUCACUCAUUACAUUUUAUUUUGUUUAUUUCAAAUUAAAAUUCAAAGACCCAUUCUGAUGA